UAAAUGCCUAAAUAUUAUCUAUAAUAAUCAGUAGAAACAAAUUCAUAACAACAACAGUUUUGUGUCUCAGCACAAUUUCUCACUAUAGAAUAAAACCAUGUGUAUAAUUAAUGUAAUAAUAAAUGAUGUUGUCAUAAGUUAUUGAUUGAUUCAUGUACUUUUUUACAGUGAGUUCUGCUGUGGUUUUGUUUGGAACUAUUUUUGUUGGCGAAAUAGAGCAAAACUUACAUUAUUAACAAUCACAAUCAAUUAACAAUUAAUAAAAUCAAUUUUACAUACAUUCAAGCCCAAUCUGACAACACAGGUGAAGAGAAUACUUGUGUAAAAUGUUAAAUUCUGUUUUUUUUGUUUUGUUUGUCUGUUUGUAUGUUUUUUCUUUAUCAUUAGGUCCCUCAAAUUUGCCAGCAAAAAUUAUCUUUAUUCUAACACUCCACCACAUACACACACACACACACACACACACAAAUAAAUAACAAAGGCACUUUUAAGAGUCACGUUCGUCUUGUUCACCUUUACCCAUCACCUGUACUCUCUUCAGCUCUCUUUCUCGCUCCCCUCUCCUCUCUUUGUCUCUCUUUGUCCCCCCUCCCUGUAUAUUUAUUUAUUUGUCCAUCUCUUUGUUGUGAGUCUUUCUGUCUGUUUGUUUUUCUGUCCAUCACUAUGUCCAUGAGUGAUUCAGAAAUCCAAGAAAAUCUAAUGGUCUUGGAUAACUUGGUUGAUCAUCAAGAACUGAAGGAUGAGCUCCAAAGUCUUGAUGACUUUCUUGGUGAGCUGCAAGAAGAGGAGGCGGCAGCAGCACCAUCAAAGACACCUGAGCCAAGGCAACCAAAGGUGCACUGGAGAAAAAGAGACGUGCAUGGAAAUAUUGUCUAUGCAAGGCCGAGAUCAAGCAGGGAUCAGUCAAAAAAGGCUGAUCACAUUCAGAACACUGAUCCUACCUUCAAUGCUCCUGACACUAACUGUGAGGUGGCCUUUGCUCCAGAGACUGUUGAGUGUUUUCUACAAGAUCUCCAGCACUCACUGAGGGAUUCCUCAGGUGAUGAGGCAUCACCUCUUGGAACCCCAAGAGAUCCUCUUCUGGCAUCUUCGAACUGGGGCAUUCGUCAGAGUCUCUUUUCAGAGAGGUGGAGGGCAGAGAGACCCCGUCUGGUAAACACGGCUGCAGCAAAAGAAAGUGUGGCAACACACAUCUGCCAGCAGUGUUGGAGCAGUCCAGCAGUUAUCCGGUGCAGUGACUGUCGACCACACCCCUUCUUCUGUGCUGAAUGUGACAUCAGCAUGCACACCAGACAUGUCCUCCACAAUAGAGAUGCCAUGACUGCUGGCUUCUUCCAGCCAUUGCCUCCAACAACUGUCGUGGUCGAUAAGGCUCUUUCCCAAUGUGUGCGGCUUGUACCUGUGGAAAUGCCUGACAAAAUCUGUGGUUGUUCACCAGAGUCAUUGAGGGUCAGUCCAGGAAAGACUGUUGCUGUGGUCACAAUGAAUGGACGAUAUGAUCUAAGCAUGCCCGAGUUAUUUUGUGAGGCAUGCCAAGCCACUUGGACUGCUGCAGUGGCCGACCUUAACAGCAGUGACUACUGGCCGGCAAUUCUUCAGUUUGCCACAAUUUAUACUACCGAUAUAUUUUUCUCAUUUGAGGAAAUGAAGAUGGUGGCACCAGGACUGUCCUGUCAAGCAUUUUUAAGAAUGCUGGAUCAGCGAACUGUUCGCUUUGGUCGUACUGGCAAGAUCUCUGCAGACAGUUUUCAGAAAAGUUUUUUUGAGUGGGAGGCUGUGCGAUUUGAGGUGGACAGUAUAUGCAAGGAAGAGCCCUUCAUCUGCCCUGCAUGCUCCCCAAAUAUGCUCGCCGUUUCCGUAGAUGGAAACCGCAAGCAUUACCGUUUUAAGAAUGCUGCUAGAUCUGAGGAACAGGCCAUCUUUGAAGGCAUCUUUAUAGCCAAAGAUGAAGAUGUUACAAGAUUUGUGGACAACAUUCACAGCACAACCAAACAUGUCAGUGGGAGAGGUGUUUGUGGAGGGGAGUGGUCAGCAGCCAGAGAGACCUCACAAAGAUCUGCCAGCAAGGUAGAUGAAGAGGGAUUGGAGGUUACGGUUUGUCGGCACGGAGUGCUUCUCUGUGCAUUAAAUAUGUACAGGGGUGAAAUUUUUGCCUAUCCCCUGUACCUUCAAGAAAACUUGGCCAGUAGGCAAGUCACUUUUUUUUUGUAUGGAUGUGACCUGCAAAUAUUGGCCCUACCUGCAAAGAGUUACAAAAAGCUGCCCAGAGCUCCGGCACCUCCUUAACAUGAGACCAUUCCUUUCGGUAUUUCAUGCCAAAGCCCAUUAUUUUAAAUGUGAGGUGAAAUGGAGCGGGUCGUAUCAGGAUGGGGCUGGACUAACACUAGGGGAGGAGGUGGAACAGUGCAAUGCCUUCCUCUCUAGGAUUGCAGUGACAACAAAACAUAUGUCAAAAGCAGG
This is a messenger RNA of Carassius gibelio (silver crucian carp), 2457 nucleotides long. RefSeq lists its product as uncharacterized. Bases 661 to 2283 code for a protein of 540 amino acids. The record is from RefSeq and is a predicted model, not a curated record. NCBI's taxonomy places the organism in Eukaryota, Metazoa, Chordata, Actinopteri, Cypriniformes, Cyprinidae. The transcript is spliced from 9 exons.